AUGCCAAUAUCUGUGAUGCCAGUACCAGCUUCUGCAUCACUAUUGCCAGAACUAGCAUCAUUAUCAGAACUAGCACUACUGCCAGAACUAGCACUACUAGAACCACCAGAACCAAAAAGCCAUGAUGGAAUCCUUAAAACUUACACAGUUUUUUUUUCCACUUCUUAUGAAAAUAAGAAUGAUGUUGAUAAUAGAAGUAUAACUGAACAAGACAAGGAUGAUGAUAAUAAGGGCAUGACUGAUAAAGAAAAAAAAAUUGCUGAUGCAAUUGAGUUUGUGAGCAAAGUAAUUCAUGAGAAAAAACUUUCAAAAACUAAGAAAGCCUAUUAUACAGCAACUCUAUAUUUUUUCUGGUUGUUAUUUAAUGAUAAAAAAAAAUUUGAAAUUUCAAAGAUGGUUGCUAAGGUAGUUGGAGAUGGAUCAUGGUUUACAAGGUGUGUUAGGAAAUAG
Cetraspora pellucida is the source of this 450-nucleotide messenger RNA. NCBI's taxonomy places the organism in Eukaryota, Fungi, Glomeromycota, Glomeromycetes, Diversisporales, Gigasporaceae. The record is from the annotation of a GenBank genome assembly.